ACGUUCCGGCCCCCCAGCAGCAACGCAUUGUUGGAGAAGACUCGAAGGAAGACGAAGACCCCACCCCAAUAACCCAUCUCCGAUCAGCACGUUCGUUGAGAGAAAGGGAAUUAUGGGGAACAGCCUGCGGUGUUGCUUGGCCUGCGUUCUUCCCUGCGGGGCUCUCGACUUGAUCCGGAUCGUCCACCUGAACGGCUACGUCGAGGAAAUAACGCGCCACAUCACGGCCGGGGAAGUCCUCAAGGCACACCCGAACCACGUCCUGAGCAAGCCGUGCGCGCAAGGCGUGGUUCGCCGCAUCCUCAUACUCUCUCCCGAGUCCGAGCUCAAGCGGGGCUCCAUCUACUUCCUCAUCCCCGCUUCCUCUCUUCCCCAAAAUAAGAAGCGGGUGCCCUCCAAGGCCAAAGCUCACAGCAAGAAAUCGCACCCUCAGGGCGGAGACGUCCCCGACUGCGAUCGCCACCUUGCCAUCUCUAAGAAGAAAUCCUCCUCCCGUAGAGAUCGCCGGCACAGCCGCACCGACAGUACUUGGAGGCCCCACCUCGAGAGCAUCUACGAGGACUCGUAACGUAUUACACCUGUUAUUUUCCGGUGAGAGGAGUUUUUAUUGGUUUUUGCGGAUGCAAAGAUUUUUCUGUCUUGUUGGUUCCGUCUGCGUGUAGUAAUGGCAGAUCGGGAGACGUUGGCUCCACGACGAGUUGAAGCAUCACACAACGACACAAGUCCAAUGACAGAGAUUCAACUUUUUUGUACCGUUGCAACAACUUGUAUAUACAUCCCAAAGUUGUAAGUACAGGUUUUUUUUACUGUCUUGUCUUCUUCAUGGCCGAUGGAGGAAAAAAAAACAAAGAAUGGAUUUGGGCAGUCUGUUUUAUUUCUUUCCGAAAUACAAAGGAUCAUCUCUCUGAGUGACCCUUUUGGUUUCUCUGUAUUUGUCAACGCGAAAUGUUACUGGAUGGGGAUGUCUCUCAAGAACGAGCAUGUGUGUUCAGCUCU
Messenger RNA from Eucalyptus grandis, 996 nucleotides. RefSeq lists its product as uncharacterized. The record is from RefSeq and is a predicted model, not a curated record. The transcript has a single exon. NCBI's taxonomy places the organism in Eukaryota, Viridiplantae, Streptophyta, Magnoliopsida, Myrtales, Myrtaceae. The coding region runs from base 113 to 568 and encodes 151 amino acids.